Molecule: messenger RNA, 2250 nt
Organism: Penicillium cinerascens
Lineage: Eukaryota; Fungi; Ascomycota; Eurotiomycetes; Eurotiales; Aspergillaceae
Exons: 4
Coding region: 1-2250 (749 amino acids)
Biological process (GO): protein modification process
Cellular component (GO): P-body
Molecular function (GO): hydrolase activity
Source: RefSeq, a predicted model, not a curated record
AUGCACAUUUUGGUCACAAACGACGACGGUCCGCCGUCGAACCAGUCCUCGCCCUACGUUCACUCCCUUGUCCACUCGCUGCAGUCCGCCGGCCACACUGUCUCGGUCGUUCUCCCACACCAACAGCGAUCAUGGAUCGGUAAAGCGCAUAUAAUAGGUGCUUCCGUAAAGCCAACCUACUUCCGGCCCGGCACACUUCACCAGGAGGAUGGGACAAUACACCACCUACCGCGGGGUAGCGACGGCGAGCCCGACGACGGCGGCGAUGAAUGGAUCUUGAUCGACUCAACACCGGCAAGUUGCGUCCAGAUCGGUCUCUACCACUACUUCCAGGAACGCGGACCGAUCGAUCUCGUCGUGUCUGGCCCCAACUACGGGCGCAACACUACUGCGCUGUUCGCAUUGUCGAGCGGGACUAUCGGUGGUGCCAUGGAGGGUGCCGUCUGCGGUAAACACUCAAUUGCAUUGUCAUAUGCUUUCAGCUCGCGCAACCACGAUCCAGUGGUUAUUGCAGAGGCUUCGCGCCACUCGGUCAAGUUGAUCGAGUACCUGUGCGCUAACUGGGCCGAUGGCGUGGAUCUCUACAGUGUCAAUGUUCCUUUGGAGCCUGGCGUGAGCCAGAACAAGAUUCUCUAUACUGAUAUGCUGAUCAAUAAGUGGUCUGCUGGGAGCUGUUUCCAAGUUACGGACGCCGCUGCUGCGGACGAUCCUGAGCUGGAUGAGCAGCGGCUGCGCAUUGCCAGUGAGACCACUGGCAAGAAUCCCGAUCUUUCUGGUGACAAGCCGAGCCAGACACGAUUCCAGCAUAAGCACUUCAAGUGGGCGCCGAGUCUUCAGGAUGUUUAUCGCAGUGUCGAGGAGAAUCCUCCAGGAAACGAUGGCUGGGCCGUCAAGGAGCAGAUGACAAGUGUCACGCCGCUCAAAGCGAGUUUCAUGCAUGCGCCUGGUAUCGCUGGGGAGAUCAAGCUAUCAGAUAAACAGCAUACGGUAUACUCCAUCGUUGACUGCGACGAUCCCUACGUCCAAGACCUCGUGCAGAAAGCAUUGACCCGCCGUCUCGGUGAUGUGGCCUCUAUUCAAAUGGUAUCAUCUCUCGACGACAUGCCCGACCGCUCCGCGCCCGUCUUCCAAUACCGCGAAUACGAGCGCCUCGAAUUCGAACACGUCCUCGUACGGCCGACGACCUCCCUCGCAAACGCAUACAUCAUCCGCAAGGCCCUCAUCCGCAAACACUACCUCUCCAACACGGUCGCCAACUGGAUUUCCAAGAAUCCCGACAGUAUUCUGCGACACCACUUCAAGCCUGCAUUCGACUUCGAACUUGAUUACGCAGAGUUCCUAGACGAUGCUUUGUUGGAGGCAUACGAGCUACGAGAGAGCAUGGACAAGAACGAAGAAAGACCGGACUCGGAGAAAGAAUGGUGGAUCCUCAAGCCCGGCAUGAGUGACCGCGGCCAAGGCAUUAGACUCUUCAACAACGAAGAUCAAUUACGCGAGAUCUUCGAGGAGUGGGAGGAAGAUUCCGACGAAGAAGAAGAAGGCUCGGAAACCAAGGAAGACGAAGAUGAAAAGGUUGCCCACGACGCAGGCAUCGUCACCUCCCAGCUGCGUCAUUUCAUGGCCCAGCCCUACAUCGACCCUCCGCUCCUCCUACCCUCGUCAUCGAACCGAAAGUUCCACAUCCGCACCUACGUUCUGGCAACGGGCGCUUUGAAGGUCUACGUCUUCAAGGAGAUGCUGGCUUUAUUCGCUGCGAAACCGUACUGCCCACCGCACGAAGAAGAAGACGAGGUCAUGGAUCUCGCUCGCCAUCUCACCAAUACCUGCUUCCAGGAAGGUGGAAGCUCGAACGAGGGCAGUGUGCGCCGGUUCUGGGACCUCGAUCACCACGUUCCCGGCCUCGCGGCUGACUGGAAGGAGAAGAUCUUCGACCAGAUCUGCAAUGUGACGGGUGAAGUAUUUGAAGCUGCUGCGCGGGGCAUGAUGGUGCAUUUCCAGACGCUGCCUAAUGCGUUCGAACUGUUUGGUGUUGACUUCUUAGUUGAUGCGUCCGGGAAUGCGUGGUUGCUAGAAUUGAAUGCGUUCCCUGAUUUCGGGCAAACUGGUGAGGAACUCAGGGAGGUUGUUGUUGGAAGAUUGUUUGAGGAGACGAUUGAUGUUGCCGUGAAGCCGUUCUUUGGACUGGAGACGUCUGAUGGGAAUGGGGAUAUGAAGUUGGUGAAGGAUCUUGAUUUGGGGAGGAAGGCAUAG